This is a messenger RNA of Penicillium alfredii, 3099 nucleotides long. Its product is annotated as exosome catalytic subunit DIS3. Gene Ontology annotation, biological process: rRNA catabolic process. The transcript has 2 exons. Gene Ontology annotation, cellular component: nuclear exosome (RNase complex); cytoplasmic exosome (RNase complex). The record is from RefSeq and is a predicted model, not a curated record. NCBI's taxonomy places the organism in Eukaryota, Fungi, Ascomycota, Eurotiomycetes, Eurotiales, Aspergillaceae. Bases 1 to 3099 code for a protein of 1032 amino acids. Gene Ontology annotation, molecular function: endonuclease activity; RNA binding; 3'-5'-RNA exonuclease activity.
AUGAAGAGUCUCCGGAGGGAUGUUUCUUCUAACCCACAGGCCGCAAAUGUUACUAGCAAGGUCUUUGUGAGGUCCACGAAAAGCGGAAAGGUGCAAAAGAUCGUUCGAGAGCUUUAUCUGCGACAAGACAUUCCUUGCUCUUCGAAGCUGUGCUCAUUAUGCCCGUCAAUUGCGCCGGCCGAUGCCAAUGGAAACAUUGCGCCGUUCAUCCUCUCCGACCGUCCCGCCGGGACGAAAGCGUUUCCCCGAGGCCACUAUCUUGUUCCCGAUACGAAUGCGCUUCUGAACGGAAUGGAUCUUUUCGAGCACACCGGGGCAUUCUAUGACGUGAUAAUCCUCCAGACUGUCCUCGAAGAGUUGAAGAAUCAGUCGCUACCGCUCUACAAUCGUCUGUUGGCCCUGAUUAAAACCGACGAAAAACGCUUUUACCUUUUCUUUAAUGAGUUUCGCCUGGAGACACAUGUUCGGAGAGGCCCCGACGAGUCAAUUAACGAUCGGAACGAUCGCGCCGUGCGCACGGUAGCAAGUUGGUAUGGGGAACACCUUCGAGAGUCGUCAAAGAACGGGAAGAAAGAGAAAGCAGUACCUGCUAUAGUGGUCAUUACAGAUGACAGGGACAGCCUCCGGAAAGCAAAGGAUGAACAUAUCACGGCCUUGUCACUGGCUGAUUAUGUCGCCGGUUUGGAGGAUCCGGGGAGGCUACUGGAUAUGAUCAGCGAGUCCAAGGAAGCACGGGAUGCGAAGGGUGCAGCUCGUGGGGAGCUGUUUUACCCGGAAUACUACACCAUGUCGAAGCUCAUGACAGGCUUGCGAGCAGGAAAUCUCCACCAGGGAGUGUUCAAUGUUUCGCCUUACAAUUACCUGGAAGGCUCCGUUAAUGUUGCAGCCUUUGACAAACCUCUUCUUAUUCUGGGACGCGACAACAGCAACCGUGCUAUUGCAGGCGAUGUCGUCGUGGUUGAGGUGCUACCGAAAGAUCAAUGGAAGACCCCCUCGACGAAGAUUGUGGAUGAGGAAGCGGUGACUCAAAAUGACAAUCCCGACACGGAAGAAACCGAGGCAGUCGUCACGGAUAGAGAGCGCAAAGCUCUCCAAGAAGAGGUCAAGAAGGCCCAUGGCAAGGGCGCAGAGGGCAAGCCGCAGCCAACUGCCAAGGUGGUUGGUGUUAUCAAGCGCAGUUGGCGUCAAUACGUGGGACAUGUCGAUCCCAAUUCGACCGGCUCACAGAGUGCUUCAGGCAGGCGGCAGCAAAUGGUGUUUCUGCUUCCCAUGGACAAGCGAGUACCGAAGAUCAGAGUGCGGACUAGGCAGGCCAGCGAUCUGCUCGAUCAGCGUAUCCUGGUCACUAUUGACUCUUGGGAUCGGAAUUCUCGGUAUCCUACUGGCCACUUCAUUCGCUCUCUUGGAGAGCUGGAGACUAAGGGAGCGGAAACCGAGGCUCUGUUGCUUGAGUAUGAUGUGCAAUACAAGCCAUUCCCCAAGUCCGUUUUGGACUGUCUUCCCUCAGAAGGACAUGAUUGGAAGGUGCCUGCGUCGAAAGAACACAAGGGCUGGAGGGGCCGCAGAGAUCUCAGAGAUCUGCUUAUUUGCAGCAUUGACCCACCGGGCUGUCAGGAUAUUGACGACGCCCUCCACGCGCGUCUUCUGCCGAACGGAAACUUCGAAGUUGGCGUCCACAUUGCGGAUGUGUCGCACUUUGUGAAGCCGAACAAUGCCAUGAAUCUUGAAGCCAGUGUUCGUGGAACCACUGUCUACCUGGUGGACAAGCGUAUCGAUAUGCUGCCGUCGCUUCUUGGCACAGACUUAUGUUCACUUAAGCCUUACGUGGAACGCUACGCUUUCUCUGUCCUUUGGGAAGUGACGCCUAAUGCCGAGAUCGUCUCUUCGGAUUUCACCAAGUCGGUUAUUCGCUCGCGCGAAGCAUUCAGUUACGAGCAGGCGCAACUGCGUAUCGACGAUUCCUCCAAGAAUGAUGAACUGACACAGAGUAUGCGCCACUUGCUACACUUUUCUAAGGUCCUGCGCCAGAAGCGUAUGGAUGCUGGUGCCCUGAACCUCGCAUCUCCAGAAGUCCGCAUCGAGACCGACAGUGAUGAAGUCGGCGAUCCCCUGACUGAUGUCAAGACCAAGGCAAUGCUUGAAACUAACAGCCUGGUCGAGGAGUUCAUGCUUCUCGCCAACAUCACUGUUGCUUCAAGGAUCUACGAAUCUUUCUCGCAAACGGCCUUGCUUCGUCGACACGCCACUCCCCCGCCUCAAAACUUUGAAGAUCUCAGCAGUCAGCUGUCGAAGAAGCGAGGCAUGGAACUCGACGUUUCCAGUUCGGGGGCUCUGGCAAAUUCUCUGGACCGUUGUGUUGAUCCUAAGAAUCCUUUCUUUAACACUCUCGUCCGUAUUUUGGCGACGCGAUGCAUGACCUCUGCCGAGUACUUCUGCGCCGGAGCCCAUUCCGAGUCUGAAUUCCGCCACUACGGUCUGGCCUCGCCGAUCUACACACAUUUUACCUCGCCCAUCCGACGAUAUGCGGAUCUUCUCGUCCACCGACAACUCGCUUCUGCUAUUGGCUAUGAAGGCGAGGAUGGCCAUGCCGUCAUCGAGGGCGUCAGCACGCGUAACAAGCUGGAGGACAUCUGUCGCAACAUCAACUACCGACACCGCAACGCGCAGUUCGCUGGCCGCGCCAGUAUCGAAUACUACGUAGGCCAGGCACUUAAGGCUCGCGGAGAGAAGAUGGCUGCUGGCGGUGUUGACGCUGGCAUUGAUGAGGAAGGAUACGUGAUGCGUGUGUUCGAGAACGGCAUUGUUGUCUUCGUUCCACGUUUCGGCAUCGAAGGUGUCGUCCGGCUCGAGGACUUUGUUCUCCCUGGUGAGUCGGGGGCUUGUUCAGUCGCAGAAAGACGCGAGCUGGCGGCCCAUCGCACCACUGAAUUUGACAGCGAGGAAUACACGCUGCACGUGGCGGAGAAGGGACACCCAGAGAAAGAACGUGGUGUGAUCGUCGAACUCUUCCAGAAGCUCCGUGUUAAUGUCAGCUCGGUCAAGGAAGAGGGCCGCGGUGCUGGCAAGAGGAGAGUGCGGAUUUUGGUUACAGGGGCAUGA